GAAGGACAGAGAAAUUGGGUUGCACACACGGAAGGAAGUGCAUCGUUUUUAAUACGAUAGAACCUCUCUAUGCUCAUACUCUCAUGUGUCGGCUCAUGCUAAUUUUUUUUUUUUAAAUCAAUAUUUGUGUUGUUGUUUUUGGGAUGAACGUGAUGACCUUCAACCCAAGCGUGGGACCGCUACCUGGGAGGAGAGCCAGGUUGUGAUGGUGAGAUUGGUGACGGAAUGGCAGCAGGCGAUGGAAUUCGGGAGGAGCGGCGCCGUGACCAUGCCCGGUGAAGAUGUCGCUUCGGGGGCUCGGGCCUCCCCACUGGUGGGGUAUUUGGGAAAAGUCCAAGAGAGGGUGGGAUCUCUGGACCACUGUCCGUGGUGUGCGUCCAAAGGUCAGAGCUCUACCUUGCGCUCAUACCGCUUAAACCUGCACGAGUCCAUCACGCUAUGCACGGAGCCACAGUGCCUCUUCCCCUUGGUCAGUUGUCCUCUGGAGGAAGUUAUGGCCCGUUUGGUCCCGGCGGAGACGGUGGUCGUAGAUAAAAAGCGAAAAUUACAGCUGGAAGACCGAGACGACUCUGGGGAAGUCCAAGUCAAGCGCCUGCGCCCGGAUGCACUCGGUGCAGAUGCGGAAAGCCGUCCUGAGGUUGCCGUGACGCGUGGCGAGCGAGCCAAUGGGCAAUCGGCGCGCUGUCCGUCAGAGGAAAACCCGCCCUCUCCGUCUUCUAUCAUGUCGACAACAGAAGAGGAUUGCAACUCCUUGCGCAAACGUGGAAGCGCUCUCGAAGAUGUUAACACUAACCUCAAAGAACCCACUGAAUCUUGCGUCGAGGAACCUGUCAAUGAUAUCUUUACGGAAUCAGUGGAUGCUCAUGUUGGGGAACCUGUCGUCGCGCCUACACAGGAGGAACUUGUGAACGAUUGUCUCAAGGAACCCGUUGAUGCUCCCCUUGAGGAACCCGUCGUUGCUAACGUCGAGCAACCCGUCCUCACUCACAUCCAGCAACCCGUCAACACUCCCAUCGAAGAAUCUGAAUCCUUGCUGGAGUAUAACAACUUGAAUAACCCGCAGAAGGCGCUUAAUCCCGUGCUGCCUAUUCCCACCCAGGAAAUGCACCCUCUCUUUUGGAAAGCGCAGGAGAUCUCUGCCGACAAGCCAGCAGAUGUUUCCGUGGAUGAGCCUGUGAGUCUGGAUAACGAGACAAACGUGACGACGACGGGCACUCACGAGGACGUGUCCAUCGGCUCAGCCUCGCUACUGGACGCAUUCCAGGGGCUGUCCCAUGAUGACAUCAUCACACUUACCCUGGAAGAGAUCCAAACUGAGCCGGCAAUGGAUCAAGAAGCACUUCCGGACUGUAUUCCCAUACCGGAUAGCUCCUCCGGGAUACACAAAGAACCUGGCGAGGCCAAAGAUGGGGAUUUUGACCCAGCUUCAGAGGAAGCUGGAAAGAUGAGCAAAGAGGGCUCCCAAGUCAAACGACAACCGAUGAGAAAGUGCAGGAUAAAACCACAAGAACUGGAUGCUGGAGAUUCCCAGCCGCCUCCUCCGAUCGUUCAAAUGGCGACGCACGUGCCCUCCACCAAACCGCCGCCUUCGAUCCCUGACUCUCGCUUGUCGGACAUGCUCAGCCUCCUGCCUGACAAUCAAAGGCGGACUGCCAACGAGCCCCCUCCUGUGCCCACUGCUCAUGUCCGAUCCCCUCCCAGUUAUUCCACGCCAGUGCUACUUAGGACGCCAGCCAUCCCUACGCCGCUUUGCCCCAAACCUCAUUUACUCCACGCCGAAGACGAUGCCGGCCUCCCGCUGAAAGCAGCCGAGACGUUCCGUGCAUUCACCUCCACCGUCCAGUCUCCACCGUCGUUGCCUAAAAGCACUUGUCGAAGCAGCGUCAAUAUUUGCGGCAGCGACACGGACACACUGCGCCGCAAGCUGCUGAAGAAGCUGAAGGCCAAGAAGAAGAAGCUGGCUAAACUCAACCAGCUGCUUGCGCGUCAGCCUGACAGCACAGCGACAAUCUCGCCGGUCAGCAUGCGCAGCUCUGUAUUGUCAUCCACCGCCCCCUCACCCGACAGUUCAGGCUUUCUCGACGGGCUCGCCGCCCGCCGAGAGGGGACCCUUGACGCGCUACCGCCGCAAACGGACGACUUCCUGGAUGAGCUUCUGCUGACAACAGCAACGGAGACUCAGCGAGCGAUGGAGAACGAGGCGCUCAGAGAACUAGAACUUUUUCUUUCCUAGUAACGGCACAAAUAGUUUUUCCUAGUUGAAAUCAAGAGAAACCGUGGCUCUAGUUCUCAAAAUAUACAUUUUGGAAAGUAUCCUCAUAUUUUUUUAUGGUCUGUUUUUUUUUUUUUUUUUACUUAUUCGUUGCCAUUGACAGCGAUAGAUGUCGAAUCCAUUUGAACAGGGUUGUCUGGCCUCACAGUCGAAACCUAUUGGAUAUCUCUUGCUGUCAAUUGCAGCGAAAAAGUUAAACAAUUUUCUAGCAUCUAAUUCUUUCAGAAGAAACAAUUUGCCUGUACACAAAUGGUCAGUUGUAAAAUCUGUACAAUUUUAAUUUAUUUUGUAAUAAAGCUCUUGGUUUUUGA
Corythoichthys intestinalis (scribbled pipefish) is the source of this 2583-nucleotide messenger RNA. It is a transcript of the gene uspl1, whose product is annotated as ubiquitin specific peptidase like 1. NCBI's taxonomy places the organism in Eukaryota, Metazoa, Chordata, Actinopteri, Syngnathiformes, Syngnathidae. Bases 206 to 2233 code for a protein of 675 amino acids. Gene Ontology annotation, biological process: Cajal body organization; protein desumoylation. The transcript is spliced from 5 exons. The record is from RefSeq and is a predicted model, not a curated record. Gene Ontology annotation, molecular function: SUMO binding. Gene Ontology annotation, cellular component: Cajal body.